AUGGCGUCAAAGUCUCCCGAGAAGGUCGACACCAACUCCCGAGCCCAACUAGCAGCAAGAUACACAGAGUAUGAAAAGAGCCUCAGCUUCUUCGAUGCCGUCAAGAUCUAUUGGCGAUCCUCGCUCUACGUACUUUACGGUCUCCUCCUGGCCUUCAACUACGGCAUGGAUGGCGUCAUCGCUGGCUACCAAGUCUCAGUGCCCAAGUUUCGUGAGGAUUACGGCAAGCCCUUGGAUACAGGCAGCGGCUAUGUUGCUUACAUCAUCACCGCCAACUGGCUGGCAAUCUUCAGCGCCGUGGGUCAAGCAUGCGCCGUCGUGGGAGCAGCUACAGCAGGAUAUGUCGCAGACAAGGUCGGACGCCGGAAUGCUGCAGCCAUCUCUUGUGUCAUUUCGAUUGGAGGUGUCGCAGCUCAGUAUUGGUCCAAUGGCUCACUCGGCAUCCUCUGCGCCGGCAAAGCGAUCAACGGCUUCCCGAUCGGCAUGUGGCUGGUCAUUGGCCCCCUCUACGCCAGCGAAGUGGCUGCACUCCGCCUUCGCGGUGUCCUCAGCGCCAUGACAAAUACUACCAUUCUGAGUGGUGUCUUUGUCUUCUCGGGAGUCAUGUAUCACCUUGGAGUCCUCCCUACCAAAUCCUCCUACAUGAUUCCCUUUGCAUGUCAGUGGAUUGUCCCGGGAUUCGUGCUCGUCACCUGCUGGAUGUGGCCAGAAUCGCCCGUUUGGCUAGCUCGGACCGGAAAGCGAGAUGCAGCAAGGCGGUCUCUCGAGCGACUUCAUGGAAAGAACAGCAGUAUUGACAGAGAUGGCAUCCUCGCACAAAUUGAGGAGACCUUGGCCAUGGAGAAAGCCCAAGCCCAUGCGGAAGACCAUGACAGUAACAACUACCUGGAAUGUUUCUCGAAACUGCACCGUCGGCGGACAUUUAUCGUCAUGUUCGUGUAUACUUGCUUCUAUCUUGGAGGGAAUACUUUCGUCCUUGGCUACCAGACUUACUUCUACCAACUCAUCGGGUAUUCUCCACAAAAGUCUCUGCUUCUUGGCUUAGUCAAUACAGCAGUCAUGUGGGUAUUCAACGUUGUCGCUUGGUGUGUCAUUGCCAACGUUCGCCGCCGACCACUACUGGUAUGGGGUCAGUUUGGCGCCGCUGUUUGCCUCUUCCUUAUCGGUGGCUUGUCUGUGGUCGGAUCCGUCAACGCCUACAAAGCCGUCGUUGGGUUCAUUUUCAUCUGGGGUUUCUUCUACGAGAUCUCUGUCGCUACUGUUGGCUGGACUGUUGGCAACGAAAUUCCAGCCCUCCGAAUGCGUGCACGAACAAUAGGCCUCGGCAACAUAGUGGGCUUUGUGUUCGGCGCAACGACCUUCAUCGGAUUCCUUGGAGCAUUUUUCUUCCUCCCCGAGUCCAAAGACAGGACCCCAGCAGAAAUGGACAUUCUGUUCGAACGAAAGAUAUCAGUCAGAGGCUUUCACAAAGUCGACAUCACUGUUACCGAGGACACUUUCCACCGGGCCGAAUGA
Messenger RNA from Cyphellophora attinorum, 1515 nucleotides. RefSeq names its product Alpha-glucosides permease MPH3. Gene Ontology annotation, cellular component: membrane. The record is from RefSeq and is a predicted model, not a curated record. Gene Ontology annotation, molecular function: carbohydrate:proton symporter activity. Gene Ontology annotation, biological process: transmembrane transport; carbohydrate transport. Lineage: Eukaryota; Fungi; Ascomycota; Eurotiomycetes; Chaetothyriales; Cyphellophoraceae. The coding region runs from base 1 to 1515 and encodes 504 amino acids. The transcript has 4 exons.